AGAGGACUUCACAACGUUUUCCACCUCACUAUGGAUUGUUGACUUUGGGUCGUGUUUAUUUUCCAACCAAAUUCAAUUUGGGCUGAAGGAAAUGAUUCCAGAGCUCCGCCACCGUCAUGUCAGACCUAAGAUGCGACGAGGCUGAAGUGAGCCAGUGUCCAGUGCUGUGGCGCCGCCUGCUGUGUGAGUGAGGAAGAGCAGGCAGGAUGAGGAACGCUGUGGAGGAAGGGAUGAACCUUGUCAUCGUCAACCACUACAACUAUUCAGGCAAAUGGGAGCGGCCUCGCAGCAGCGGGGCCUGCAAGACGGCCGUGCUGCUCUGCAUCUGUGUCUUCAUCGUGCUGGAGAACCUCACCGUCCUUCUGGCCCUCUGGAGGAACAAACGCUUCCACAGCCGCAUGUACUUCCUCAUUGGAAACUUGGCGCUGUCCGACCUGCUGGCCGGCGUGGCCUAUGUGGUGAACAUUUUCACCUCCGGAAACAGCACCUUCUUCCUGACACCAGUGCAGUGGCUGGCCAGAGAGGGCAGCAUGUUCGUGGCCCUCAGCGCCUCCACCUUCAGUCUCCUGGCCAUUGGAAUAGAGAGGCACAUGACCAUGGUUCGCCUGCGACCUUGUGAGACGGCGGGUCGAGGGAGGCUUCUGGGACUGCUGGCAGCCUGCUGGUUGGUGUCAGUUCUGCUGAGUGCCCUUCCCAGCCUUGGAUGGAACUGCCUGGACAACAUGACCUCCUGCUCCACCGUACUGCCCCUCUACGCUAAGAGCUAUGUGGCUUUCUGCAUCAGCGUCUUCAGUGCUCUGCUGGUGGCCAUCAUCAUCCUCUACAUCCGGAUCUACCGCCUGGUGACCUCUAGCGGACGUAGGGUCAGCAGCAGGCCCUCGGAGCGCUCGCUCGCUCUGCUGCGGACUGUGGUGAUCGUCCUCGGGGUCUUCGUCAUAUGCUGGUCGCCGCUCUUCCUUCUCCUUCUUCUGGAUGUGGGCUGCAGCCCCAACGUGUGCCCUGUUCUGUACCAGGUGGACUGGUUCAUCGCACUAGCCGUGCUCAACUCCGCCCUCAACCCUCUGAUAUACACUCUGACCAGCAGGGAGAUGAGGGCCGCCUUCUUCCGCCUGCUGUGCUGCUGCCAGAGCAGCAUGGAUGCUGUCGGGACUCCUGUGCCAGGGAACCCUCACAUCGGCACUGCCAUCCCCACAGCUGAGAACAGUAAGACUAGUCUGGGGGGAGGAGCUGGCAGUGGGGGAGGGAAGGCGAUGCUCAACAGAGGGAACGUUUCAUCAUCCAUCAACACUGAGAACAAACAUGGAGACCCGUCUGGCCCAGCGGUGCAGCAUCCGUCCGGACCUGCAGACCUGCUGUCAGCAGUGCUGGUCAAAGCUGGGGCGCUGCCAUCACUCAGCAAGUUCUGAAACACCUCGCAUUUCCACCCCUGAGCUGAAUAAGUUACACUGAAAUGAAACAUACAAAAUGUAGGACUGCAACAACUCGUCAGUCAUCCAGAGCCAACCAUUAAAUAAGUUGCUUCACACGUCAACUAGUCAUGACAUCAUCCCUGUCGAUUCCACACUUUCCACCCAAAACAUUGGAAGUAUUUUACAACAGACACAUCAGACUAAAGUAAGAGGCAACAUCUCAACUUUCAAACCACAAACCACAUUUUAGCUACUAUUCACAAGACUAAAGUUGGUGCGGUGUGUUGGUCAGAUGCUAACUAGAUGACAAGUCAUUGAGAUAGUCAGUGAUCCAGAAAACACAUUCAAACCUUUGGUGUGGCACAAUUAUAGCAGAGACUUGCAGCAUUCACACUCUGUCUCUUCACUCUCUCCCUGUAGCACAACAAAUUGGGAUGGUCAUGUGGAGCGUACCAACUUCUAUACAGUUCAUUUAAAGCCACUUUAUUUAUCAUAUUUUAUUAACAUCUCCGCAAACCAUUGAAAUGUACAAGGAUUGUGAUUUGGCUCAAGCUUAAACCAAGGUUAUUCUGUCUAUCGCCUCCAACAGCAGUUUUAUUGAUGCUACUUGGUAAUGCAUUUAUUUUCUAUGAAAACGUUUUUUUUCCUCUUGAAUAUAUUUUGUGCUUUGUGUGCAUAAAAACCCCAACGGUACUGGGAUUGUAUUCAUUUGUUUGUGUGUUUUGAUGCACUGGUUUAGACGGAAAAUCACUCACAGCAUUGUUGCCACCUGCUGAAAACUGUUCCCAUUCUGCCACAGUUACAAGAGUAAAUAUCGCCAUAUUGGAGUUGUGAAGGUCACUUGUUGGUGAGGCUCAAAACAUGACAAGUCGUGUGUCACGUAGUUAUCUUAAAAAUGGCACAGUGACUGGUGUGUGGUUUCAAAGGCUGGCACCUUAUUAUGUUCAUGUUUGUGUUCGACACCCACAUUCUUUUUUAUGGGGAACUACAGCAAGAAGAUGAUCCGUGUUCAGAAUUCUCAGCAGACUAGCGGCCUCCUGUGGCUGUAAUUUUCAGCGCAUGCAAAAGAUUUAUCAGCAACAUGGACUACUUUAUUCAUAUUGUGAACUUUUGAAACCACUUUUGUAGAGUAAGCAACAAAACGUGUAGUUUAUCCAAACAGUAUUUUGGUCUUAAGCACACAUCGAAUUGAAAGUACAAUAUUAAUUGAAAAACUAUUAUUAACUGAAUGUGUUUAUUUACCGAGACUGAAGUUGUCAUGCGGCGUUGGUCCUGAUGGGGGCGUCAGAGGAAAAGCAAUGACAGAAUUCAUCUGGUGUCGCUGCUGUUGACGGGGUCUCCAAUCUAGAAGUGCAUUAUUAUUAGUAUCUAAUAAUUUCUGUUUUUUUCUGCACACGUCUGAACCACUCACACGCAGACUAACCACUAGUGAAGAGGAGAUGUGAAUAAUUUAUCAGUGUUAGACUGGCGAUGACGUUUGUGCCGAGGGAGUUGUGGUGCCUGAUUCCAUUAUGUAGCAAAUAUAAUAAAGCAACUGCUCCAUUUUAUAAGCAUCUCAUGUGUGUCAUGUGCUGAUAUUGAAUCAGUGACUCACUGGCAGCCACUGCUCUGUGGCCCAGAGCGCGCGCCCAUCCAUCCUGUUCUUCGUUGUUUCUUUGUUAGUACAGUCGCUGUUUUGUUUUGUUUUGUUUUGUUUUUAAGAAAGUAACGCAAAACAUAGAUAGGUAAUUUUAUACUUCAGUCGCCAGAUUC
Messenger RNA from Synchiropus splendidus (mandarinfish), 3161 nucleotides. It is a transcript of the gene s1pr3a, whose product is annotated as sphingosine-1-phosphate receptor 3a. The transcript has 2 exons. Gene Ontology annotation, cellular component: membrane. The record is from RefSeq and is a predicted model, not a curated record. Lineage: Eukaryota; Metazoa; Chordata; Actinopteri; Syngnathiformes; Callionymidae. Gene Ontology annotation, biological process: G protein-coupled receptor signaling pathway. Bases 207 to 1406 code for a protein of 399 amino acids. Gene Ontology annotation, molecular function: sphingosine-1-phosphate receptor activity.